AUGAUUUUCUCCUUAGAGGAGUUGGAGAAGGCAACAAACAACUUUGAUGAAACUCGUAUUGUAGGCCGUGGAGGACAUGGCAUGGUAUACAAAGGCAUCUUAUCGGACCAACGUAUGGUGGCUAUAAAAAAGUCAAAACUUGUUGAGGAAUCUGAGAUCAAUCAGUUUAUUAAUGAGGUUGUAAUCCUCUCCCAGAUAAAUCAUCGAAAUAUCGUGAAGCUCUUUGGAUGUUGUCUUGAAACAGAAGUGCCGCUCUUAGUAUCUGAUUUUAUCCCUAAUGGCUCUCUAUUUGAUGUUUUGCAUGGUGAGCCAACUAGUAGACUAUGUUUAUCCUGGGAUGAUUGUUUGAGGGUUGCUCAAGAAACUGCUGGAGCUCUCUGUUAUCUACAUACAUCUGCCUCGAUAUCGGUCUUUCAUCGUGAUGUGAAGUCCUCGAAUAUCCUGUUAGAUGGAAAUUUCACUGCUAAAGUUUCAGAUUUUGGUGCUUCAAGAACAGUUCCUAUUGACCAAACUCAUGUUACCACAAAUGUACAAGGAACAUUCGGAUACUUGGAUCCAGAAUAUUAUCAAACUGGGCAACUAAAUGAGAAAGGCGAUGUGUAUAGUUUUGGUGUGGUACUCAUAGAGUUACUUACAAGAAAAGAGCCUGUUUUUAGAAGUAAUUCAGGUUCAAAGCAAAACUUGUCCAUCUACUUCAUUACAGAGAUUAAAACAAAGUCAGUAAGAGAGGUGGUAGCCACUCAAGUUCUUGAAGAAGCAAGCGAGGAUGAAAUUUGUAUCAUUGCCUCUCUUGCGGAGACGUGUUUGCGUCUCAAGGGAGAAGAAAGGCCUACUAUGAAGCAAGUGGAGAGUACAUUACAAUAUUUGCGAACAAAAAGGUUGGCCUCAUGUCAUGUUGUUCAAAGGAGCGAAGAAGAAAUCCAACCACUUGUCUCUAGUUUUCAACCUUUCGCCAUUCAUAUGGAUGAUAAAUCUCAUUCAGAAGCAUCUAGUUCUUUCUUCAGUUCAGGGUGA
Messenger RNA from Triticum turgidum subsp. durum (durum wheat), 1014 nucleotides. NCBI's taxonomy places the organism in Eukaryota, Viridiplantae, Streptophyta, Magnoliopsida, Poales, Poaceae. The record is from the annotation of a GenBank genome assembly.